This is a messenger RNA of Suillus paluster, 708 nucleotides long. RefSeq lists its product as uncharacterized. NCBI's taxonomy places the organism in Eukaryota, Fungi, Basidiomycota, Agaricomycetes, Boletales, Suillaceae. The coding region runs from base 1 to 708 and encodes 235 amino acids. The transcript has 6 exons. The record is from RefSeq and is a predicted model, not a curated record.
AUGACGGUUGCUCCCGAAGCGCAGGGAGGUCUUAUAACGAAAGUUCAGGACUUCGGUUGGCAAGCACCAGAGAGUCAAUUUGAGUCUCUUGUGCAGAUCCAAGGACUGGAUAAUCCUGUCCUUCUGCUCGACGAGCUGAUGCUGCUGCUGGCGUUCGGCGACGAUGGCGCCGAUGCCCCAUUCUCUGAGCUCGAUGGCAGAGUAGUUGGUACUGGGAACUCUGGCUCAAGAGUAUGGGGUUUCAAGGUCUGGCAUCUGGGGAUCGUCGAUAUCACAUCUGAUACUUCCACAUAUGCGCUAAUGAUAUCCGAGACCGGUGAGAGAUUAAAUUCGCUAAGCCUGAGGGUCUUCAAGGAAUGGUCGAGGAAGGCUUCAGACAAGGGCGCAGGGCUCGGACUUGGCAUCUUACCGCACGUGACUCAAAGGUGUCUGGCAAAACCUGCAAAGCUGAAAUUCAGCACGCAAUCCUUUGCCUCUCCUCUUCAGAUAUUCUGGUUUCCAAUGCCCGUCAUCCACACAAAAGCGUCCAACCUCCAUGAUCAAUCCGCCCCGCGCUGGGACUUGGUGCAUCUGAAUGGUAUCCGGUUGGAUACGGGGAUAGCGGGGUGGUUGGGAACCAGUGAAACUGACGAUGCAGAAGACACAGGCAGGCUCGACGUGCACAAGAAACCGAGUGCGAUGAACCCAGCAACGAGGCUAAGAUGCUGA